AUGGGGGCGCAAAGUACCAUACAUUCCCUGCACCUUCAAGAUGACGGCAAAGGCAUGAUAUUCCGUGAACAUCUCGACGGUGCGCACCUCUACCCGGAUAAUGAACGGCAGACUGCACUCACGAAAUCCAGAGUAUUUCGAGGUUGUGUGAUGGGCGGUGCCUUUCUAUGCCCUCCGGCUGUACAACCUGUGCAGAGUAAUGGUGUGUACUGUGUUAUAUCCAUCAGACGCAUCAUUGACCUAAUUGAUGCCAAUGACACGUACAAACAUACCAGAGUAGACGACCAUCCGAAGCUGUUGGCACACAACUACCAUUUGCUGGUGUGCCCUGCUCCCCACUUCCUUGUCCGACAGACGAAUCUGGUCAUUCGUAGCCGUCCAUUCCGCCAACUGACACCGGCUAUGCCCGCCUUUCCUUCCUUUAUGUCCUUGUCAGGGCGCAACAAGAACAAGAGCAACAAGUCGCCAUUUAAGAUACGGCGCAUGAACACAACAAUCUCGCCCCACCCGUACGCCGCCCCCGCUGUAUUCGAUAUCAGCCAUGACAAGCGGACAUCGAUGGACUCCACGGUCUCCACGGUCUCGGAGGGAACAGAGAAAAGACCACGAUGUCCCAGGGCGCCAGAGAACUCGCAGAAGAUGAAAUUGGACAUUGACCUCUCUCUCGAACCUACGGCAAAUUGGUUUCCGGAGCAUCUCUUUCCAGGAGGUGAGGGUGAAGCAUCUGGUAGUAGUGGCAGUGGAUCGCGGCGUGAUUAUGAGCACAAUGUAAAACAGCCCCAGAAUUCUCAGAAGAAUUCCGCCACUGAUGAGGAUGGAGGCAUAUAUGGUGAUUCCGAGGAUGAGACGUCGGUCUCAUCCUCUAACUCCGACGAUAUAUUGGCAAAUCUGGAGGCGUUGGACGCAUCUCAUUUCGUCAACAUCGCAGGUCCGGCCAAUGAUAGAUCAAACCGAGUGCCAAUGUUGCACAAAAGAACCGCACCUACGCCCAUCAAGAUUCCUACAACAACUUUGCAUGGUCCGAAAGCCCAGCCUAUACGCUUAGCUUCUGCUUCGGACCGUCGGUCGCGUCCCACUUCUCAGAUUUCGUCAGUCGAAGAGCUAUCUGCUGUUUCAGGCUCUACCCUGGCGCGAGCAUUGCUAGCGAAUUCGUUUGUCCUAUCCAGUGAUAACAGAUUGUCCCGGCACCGAAGUGGCGCAUCCAGUCUUGUUCGCACGGAUUCUGCGACACUACCUCGGGGAGAACAUCCUUUCUUGAAUUCUCCAGCGAUCCGGGAUAGGACUCUCAGCUGGGGCAGUCAAUUUUCGUCUUCGGUUUCGCCUGCGUCCUCUGAGGUCGUUCCACCUAUCCCUUUCAAUGCGGAAUUGGUCUAUUCUCCACCAAGGAAUGCAAGGCCGGAAGCCAAUAAAUUGACGGACGCGCCUAAACGAGCUGGUACCGGAAGCAUCAUAGGAUUGUCUGACGACGUGGACCCCAACACAUCAGCCUCUCUUCCGCGUUCAAAUGGCCUGGCCACCACAACCUUGAGCGACCAUCAUUAUUCGGAGCCUUUGGAGAAGAUAAACGAGUCUUCUCCCGCUGAUCCUGAAGAGUUUUGUGACAAAGGGAUCAACCCGCAGCAGGAGGUAUCCGCAACUGAUGUGGUUGAAGAUGUCCUCGAAGACAUCCCUCUUCAACCGAGCUCUCCCCUUGCUUCGAGCGCAGUAAACGCAGCCCACCCAAUCAAGCCCGACUCCGAUCAUAAUGCUUCCCCGUCGCGCAGCAGCGUACAACAGCCUGUGUCUCCGUCCACAGAGGCUUCUGCCACAUCAGCAAAGGAUAUUGGAGCUGUGCUGGAUUAUUACGAACACUCUAUAUCCAAUGAACCUGUGGCGGAGAGCAACGAAUACAGAUUGCCAUUUUCUCCCAUCCCGGAAGAAUUAAGCUCUCAGUUGUCUCCUCCGUCUCCUUUCAAGCAGGACGCCAAGCCUCAUGCACUUUCCGGUAGUUUGAUUCUGAGUACAUCAACACCUUCUGCAUCUGGUUCUGGUCGAAUCGAAUGGGUCGCGCGACGUGACUCCAUACGUUCGGCAAACUCGUCUGAAGACAAUGGGAGCAGAUUGUCUCUCUUGCCCAUUGGUGAACGCCCACGUUCACUACAGUUGUCACCAAAUGCCUCUACCGCGAGCAUGUACACAAGUCCAAGUGCAGCGUGUUCGCCCACUUCCCACUCCUAUCCGCUAGUAUCUCCAACAGCCAAUAAUGUAAUCAAUCACCAACGAACGGGUAGCGCUCCAAGUCCCAUCAAAGUUAUUCGUGAUCUUAGGGACAUGGAUUCCUACCAACUUAUUGUUGCGCCUAUCGGAAACUCUGACUGCUCUGAUGGCGCGCCCAAUAGCGUUGGUAGUAGUUACGGGCAGCAAACAUUUCCCGAGACACCUGACCUUUCUAGUCCAACUUACAGUCUUGAAUCGGCGACACGUUCUGACUAUGGACAAGAGGAGUUCCUGCAUACACCUAUAUCCGCAGCGCUUCCAAGGGCAAAUAUGAUGCCCAGCAUUACCCAACAGGUGCUAUUGACGCGAGCUGCCUCAUCUGUCCACAGUGCUAGACAUUCUCGACGAGUCAGUAUAACUCGUGUACGGACUGUAGCGCCCUCUUUGGAUGACUUCGCCCUUGUUCCUGCAGACGCUCGUGUUCUUCCGCCGCUUUGCACCGGUGGUCAUAUGCGUGUACCCCAGGAUACUUUGUCACAUCCUUUACCUUCAAUUCUAGAUGAAAGUCCUGUAGGUCUUCAUGAAACGGUUAUGCCCACGGCCGUAUCAAAUCCCAAACCGGCUACGCCCCCCAUACUUCAUCAAGGUUCUUCCGAAAGCAUGUUAUCUAUCCUGUCUCGCCGGACGGGUACUGGAUCAACAAUAUCCUUGGAGACAGAAACUAAUUCAGACAUCCGAUUGUUGAAAGCAUUACCGGCCUUGCCCCCAUUGCCUCUACCUUCUUCUCAUUCCACACCUUCCCUCGUGACCCCAGACAUCGUACCCUUGCCGCCCGCUGCCUCUGACCUUGUUGAACCCCCGAGUACUCCUUCAGUUCGCCGUCUUGACCCCUCGCCUGGACCUUCUCCUUUCGUAACUCCUCUGCCAAUGCCUGCACCUGAAGCACCUCCACCUCCACCUGCCGUUCGUCGGAAUGUCUCUCCCCCUGUGCUUGUAGUACUGCCACAGCCGUCGUUACCUGUCCCAAUUCAAGGUUAUGGUAACUCGCCGGCUGUGAUCCAUGCACCCCCGGCGCCUGUAGUUCCAUCGCCGCCACCUUUACCCGCUCACCCAUACUCUGCAUCGCCACCGUCAGCUCGACCGCCUCGCAGAGAUCCCAUUUAUGCCGACCAUGAUAGUGAUGCCUAUAAGGCUUUAGGAUCCCCUCCCCCGUAUGAUUUCAUUGUCCAUAACCAUCCCAUCCCGAGUACAGGUGGACGUGAAGCCGGACCUGGACUGAUUUUGUCUGCGAGUAGCUCGCCUGCCAAUCUUAACGAGGACUCUGCAGUGGCUUCAUCGUCAGCUUCCAGGCGCAGGAGAACAAGGGCUCCGGCCGGACCUCGAGGUCCGUCUCAGCCUAAACGCGAUCGAGUGCCCUCCGUGUCUUCAGGGGACAGUGUCAACCGAAGAACAUAUUUUGUCGCCCUUCCGUCUCCACGUUUCCAGACGCCUACGCCGAAAUGGAGGGGCUACACAGUGGAUGCAGCGAAAUGGACAUUCCGUUCGUCUGAGCUACAAGCAAUAGUAUCUAAGGCAAUACGGAAGUCUGCUGAAGCAUCGUCUAUUCGGCUUUUGCAUCAAGGAGCAGUUGACCUCGAAAUUCCGGCUGAAAUGGAGAAGCUGGAGAAGCAAAGGAUGGACGUGAAAUCUCGAUACAAGAUGUUCACACGACGUCGCAUGGAACUUCUAGAGUCGUUAUCUGCAGUGGUUAAUCCCAACGCAUCUUGGGAAAAUCCGACCCUAGCUGUUCGUUAUGUCGAAGAUUUGAAGGACGUCUCGGUGGGGCUUGACAGGAUGGCGGAAGAUCUGCACAGCAUUGACCAGCAGAUUGCACAGUUGAACUCCCUGUGCGAGGUGCAUUUUGCCAGCGCGUUGGCGAUGGCGUUGAGGAAACUCAACUCCAGCUUCCUAAAGGAAUUUGCCCAGUCACAAGCCUUACGGGAGCAAGUUCAAAUUUUAGAAGCGGAGAAGAAUGAGGCCUGGCAACACGCAGAGAAUAUGGCGCAGGAUUUUGAUAACCUCAGUGAACGGGCGCAGCUCGGAUCACCCGAUAGCCAAGGCAAACGUUUUAGUCGUAUUUCGGCUGUUCGUAAGUCCAACGUCCGAAUGUCCAGGGCAGGUUUAAGAUCCGCUCGGUCGUCUAUUAUCAGUAAUAACAGACUGAGCACUUCGUCGGGCGCGAAAUCGACAUUUUCCGAAGAUGUACCUCCAGUUCCUCUCAUUCCUCGUCAGAGGCCCAACGAUAUCAUGACUAAUCUGUCCUCGAGGAUUUCUACGGGCAUUUCUACGGAUGGUAUAACGCCUAAUUCAGACACCAGAGCAAUGAUCCGAGCUCAUGAAGAGGUUUGUGAGAUGCUUGGCAUCACUUCCAAGGACCUCAAGCCUAGGAGAGCACUAUCACUCGUAGUACCUCAGUCUAAUGAUGAAGAAGCCAUAACACCUGAGCUGCGACAUGGACGUCGUUCUAGUUGCGACCGUCCAAGUUCAUUACCACACAGCGCGGGGCUCGCUCAAGUGUACAAGGCUAUGUCAGCGGAGCCUAACGGAAUAUUGGUAACUCUUGGCAUGCUCUCCGAUUCAAAGUAAAGAUGUUAUUUACUUAUUCGUUUAUCUAUCUUUGUUGUGCCACAUUCGUUUCGUUUCGAUACAGUCCAUUUAGUAAACUGUUCAUCUCAUGUUAUUAUGCUAUUCCUUCCUGAAGUGCAUAUACUGUAUUUUCAUUCGCUAAUGAUAAGUAUAUAUAUAUAUACGUACAUUGACAGGAGGAGUUACCAG
Molecule: messenger RNA, 5010 nt
Organism: Guyanagaster necrorhizus
Lineage: Eukaryota; Fungi; Basidiomycota; Agaricomycetes; Agaricales; Physalacriaceae
Exons: 11
Coding region: 1-4821 (1606 amino acids)
Source: RefSeq, a predicted model, not a curated record